AUGCAAACACUUUCAGUAGUUGUAAUUGUAACUUUAGCUAUUAUUGCUAAUAUCAAUGGUGAUCAUGACAAAUUAGAAUACACAGUACUAUCAGCAUCCGGUGUUGAUAUUCAACAUGCUGAUAUUAUACCAAUGCCAAUUAUUAAUCCAGGAGAAGCUUUUCUUACAUUUAAAGCUCAUCUUAAACGACCCAUUCAAAAAAUUCGAGUAGUUCUCAAGAUUGUUCGUACAGUUGCUGGUAUUGCACUUCCAAUUAAAUGCUACAAAGUCGAUGGUGUAUUUGUUGGUUCAUGUGAUUACGAAGACUUAUGUCUUGUACUCAAAAGUUUAUUACCAUCAUUUAAACCUGAGACCUGUCCUUCUCCUAUGCUUCAAUAUAAUAUUGAUUGUAAUUGUCCAUUUAAUAUUCCUGUUGGACAAUUAGAUAUUAUAAAAGAAAGACUAGAAUUACCUGAUGCACACGCAAGUAUCGCUAAUUUCAUGGCUGUAGGAACCUUUUCUAUUCAAAUCGAUGCAUUUGAUUCUGGACCUUAUGCUUCAAUUAUCAUAAAAUUCACUGUUAAAGCAGCGAAAUCAUCUGGUUAA
This is a messenger RNA of Adineta steineri, 585 nucleotides long. The record is from the annotation of a GenBank genome assembly. NCBI's taxonomy places the organism in Eukaryota, Metazoa, Rotifera, Eurotatoria, Adinetida, Adinetidae.